AUGUCAGCGUCAACAACAAAUACCACGGAAUUGACGUUCUUGGAGAAAAACGUGACAGUGUCACCUUUGGUUCUUUUGUCAGUGGUUGAUCAUUACAAUAGAGUGUCGAAGGAUUCGAAAAAAAGGGUUGUGGGGGUCAUAUUGGGAGACAACUCAACAAACACAAUCAAGGUCACCAACUCAUAUGCCAUUCCAUUCGAGGAAGACGAGAAGAACCCUGGGGUCUGGUUUUUGGACCACAACUUCAUCGACUCCAUGGGAGAAAUGUUUAAAAAGAUCAAUGCAAAGGAGAAACUAAUUGGCUGGUACCACUCGGGACCCAAAUUGAAACCGUCCGACCUCAAGAUCAACGACGUGUUUAGGAGAUACACCGCGAACCCGUUAUUGUUGAUUGUUGACGUCCACCCGAGAGAAGUCGGCAUACCAACCGACGCCUACUUUGCUGUCGAUGACAUCAAGAACGACGGCUCUGCGGCCGAAAAGACAUUUGUGCAUGUGCCUUCGCUAAUUGAAGCCGAGGAGGCCGAAGAGAUUGGAGUGGAGCACCUUCUACGGGACAUCAGGGACCCCGCGGCAGGGAACUUGUCGUUAAAAGUCACCCAGACUUACCAGUCGUUGUUGGGCUUGCACCAGAAGUUGAGGGAAAUUGCAAACUACUUGGACAAGGUCUACGCCAGAAAGCUCCCCAUGAACCACACAAUCUUGGGCAAACUUCAAAAUGUUUUCAAUUUGCUUCCGAACCUAGUGCAGCCCUCGGGAGCUGCCACUGGCGAUGGAGGCUCCAAUAACGAAUUGGCACAGGCAUUCACCGUCAAGUCCAACGACGAGUUGAUGGUGGUUUACAUAAGUACUUUGGUGAGGGCCAUCAUCGCAUUCCACGACUUGAUUGAAAACAAAUUGGAGAAUAAAAAGUUGAACGAGAAGCAAACUUUGGAUUCCGAGCCCCUGCUACUUGAAGACAAGAUGGAAAUAGCGGUUGAAUAG
This is a messenger RNA of Lodderomyces beijingensis, 984 nucleotides long. The record is from the annotation of a GenBank genome assembly. Lineage: Eukaryota; Fungi; Ascomycota; Pichiomycetes; Serinales; Debaryomycetaceae.